AUCUCUAUAUGUUGAUUGUUUACGAACCUGUUCAGUACCUAAAGUGUUAAACCUAAUAUUUCUGCACGGCAUCUGCUCGAACAAAGACAAAUUGUUAAAUUGCUAGAAAUGUACUCAAAAUCUCACUUCCGCUUAGUUGCACUACAACUAUUCAGUUACCGUUCGUUGUCAACCGUUUCCGGAGUGCCAUCAUGUAAUAGAAAGAUUCGUCCGAUUAGUAAAAUGUGUGGCUGGCAGAUACAUUCCUAUGGGAGCCUUGAUGAAGUCGGAUUCAGCAGCAGUUUGAAAAUGCCAACGCUUACUUCCCCAAACCAGCUGCUAGUCAAAAUCACGGCUUCUUCCGUUAAUCCGAUUGAUGUAGCAAUGAUAAAGGGUUACGGAGCAUCGGUACUUAAUGCAAUGAGGUGUAACCACAUUGAAUUCCCUAUCACCGUGGGGCGCGACUUUUGCGGAGAAAUCGUACAAAAAGGCCUAGGCGUAUCUAGUCGAGACUUGGAUAUAGGCGACGAAGUUUGGGGUGUAGUUCCUGUGCACCAACAGGGAUGCCAUGCUGAAUAUGUUGUAGUCGACCGGUAUUGCCUUUCGAAAAAGCCGGAGAACCUUAGCAAAAUCGAUGCAAGUGCCGUACUAUAUGCAGGACUGACGGCAUGGUCCGGACUUUACAUCUCUGGUCAUUUGGGCGGUGUACUGGGAGCAAUUUCUCCCGUGGGAGGCGGUCGUGGUAAAAAGGUACUUGUAUUAGGAUCUGCAGGAGGCGUAGGGACACUAGCCGUUCAAAUGCUGUUGGCUGAAGGAGUGGAGGUGUAUGCCACGUGCUCGUCAGAUGCCGUUGAAUCUGUUCAAAAUUUGGGUGUACCUUACGUGUUUGAUUAUAACGAUCCAGAACACGUGCAAAAUUUGGCGAACGCGGGCAGAUUUGACAUAAUUCUGGAUUGCGCAGGAAAGGGAACAGAAUAUGCCACAGAGAUUCCUUGGAAAUUUGAGCAAUACAUCACCUUUAACUCACCUGUACUUAAAAAUAUUGACGAUAAUGGUUUCGCCACCGGGAUGUACCAAAAUGCAAUGAGUAUCGUUCGUAACAAUGUUGCUGCGGCCAACGCGCAGAAGGGACUUGUAAAGUGGGGUUAUUUCGUACCGGCACCACAGGGUGUUGCAUAUCUACAAAAACUUGUAGAAACCGGAAAACUGUUACCUAUUAUUGAGAAGAUAUUUUCGUUUGAACAAACGCUAGAAGCAUACGCACGUGUUGAAGCAAAACAUUUGCGUGGAAAAAUUGUGAUAAACUACAAUUAAGAUGUCGAAUUAGCAUACUUUUAGCAACUGAAUGGAUACUUUUUGUAUGAAUAAAGCAAAUUGAUUAAAAGCUAUUUUUUGGAUCAUCAGCCUUAUUCUGCAAUACGGCCAAUCGCUUUUUCGAACGAAUGUGUUCACAGUACAAAAUUAAAACACAUUUUAAUAAAAAAAAAUUGAAAAAUCAACAUUACAUCCAAGUGCACCCAUAUCUCAGAGAAAGAAACCAGUGCUGACUUAAUAAAAUUCUCUGCUAUUAUGGACAGUAUUUUUACAUCUUUGAAUAUUUCUGACCCUCUUAAGAGCAUCCUGAUAAUCUUUCUCCCCACAGUACAAGCAUUCUUAACGCAGUUGACUACAAAAUGGCCCUUCCUUUCAGUGAUUCUAUCCUUCGGUGGCUAUUUCAUCGCACAAGGUCACGGAUU
This is a messenger RNA of Topomyia yanbarensis, 1715 nucleotides long. Its product is annotated as reticulon-4-interacting protein 1 homolog, mitochondrial. Lineage: Eukaryota; Metazoa; Arthropoda; Insecta; Diptera; Culicidae. The record is from RefSeq and is a predicted model, not a curated record. Bases 109 to 1293 code for a protein of 394 amino acids. Gene Ontology annotation, cellular component: mitochondrion. Gene Ontology annotation, molecular function: oxidoreductase activity. The transcript is spliced from 4 exons.